Coffea eugenioides is the source of this 1787-nucleotide messenger RNA. RefSeq names its product methionine aminopeptidase 1A. The transcript is spliced from 17 exons. Gene Ontology annotation, molecular function: metalloaminopeptidase activity. Lineage: Eukaryota; Viridiplantae; Streptophyta; Magnoliopsida; Gentianales; Rubiaceae. Gene Ontology annotation, biological process: proteolysis. The record is from RefSeq and is a predicted model, not a curated record. Bases 150 to 1358 code for a protein of 402 amino acids.
AAAAACGUUUUGUUGCUAUUCUGCUACUAAAUUUCCUUUUUCUACAAACUUCAAAACGGAGCUCAAAACCCUAGCUCAACCCUCCCUCCGUUAAAUUCCUAAAUCUUCCUACUGGAAACGAUCAGAACCCAGAUUCCAGAUUUUUUUUGAUGGCGGGUGGAGGAGCAGAUGCUGUUGAAACUGCAGCCUUGUGCUGUGCUAAAUGUGGCAAGCCAGCUCAUCUUCAGUGCCCCAAAUGUGUAGAGCUAAAGCUUCCUCGUGAAGGUGCUGCUUUCUGCACACAGGACUGUUUCAAGGCAUCCUGGGGUUCUCAUAAAUCAAUUCACUUGAAGGCGAAAUUAUUGGAACUUUCACCUGGCAAUGAGCAAGAUGCUACCUCUCCUGCAAGCAGUUGGCUUUAUUGCUUGAAGAAAGGACAGGCUCGUACACUGAAAAUGCCAAACUUUGAUUGGAUAGGGACACUAAGGCCGUAUCCUAUAUCAAAAAAGCGUGAAGUUCCUGCUCACAUUGAACAACCUGAUUGGGCGAGUGAUGGAAUCCCAAAGGUUGAGCCAAAUAGUGACCUGCAGCACACUGUUGAGAUCAAGACUCCCGACCAAAUUGAGAGAAUGCGAGAAACUUGUCGAAUUGCAAGAGAAGUUUUGGAUGCAGCUGCCCGUGUUAUUCGACCUGGCAUAACUACUGAUGAAAUUGAUGCGGUGGUUCAUGAAGCUACUGUUUCUGCAGGUGGAUAUCCAUCGCCUCUGAACUAUCAUUUCUUCCCAAAAUCUUGCUGCACGUCAGUUAAUGAGGUAAUCUGCCAUGGAAUUCCGGAUGCAAGGAAAUUAGAGGAUGGCGACAUUGUAAAUGUAGAUGUAACUGUGUACUAUAAAGGGGUCCAUGGUGAUCUCAAUGAAACAUUCUUUGUGGGCAACGUUGAUGAAGCAUCUCAGCGGCUCGUGCAAUGUACAUAUGAGUGUUUGGAGAAGGCAAUAUCUAUUGUCAAACCUGGGGUACGAUUUCGUGAAGUUGGAGAGGUCAUCAAUCGACACGCUUUGAUGUCAGGCUUCUCUGUGGUCAAAUCUUAUUGUGGUCAUGGUAUUGGAGAGCUAUUCCAUUGUGCACCAAAUAUUCCGCAUUAUGCUAGAAAUAAAGCAGUUGGUAUAAUGAAGGCUGGCCAGACCUUUACUAUAGAACCAAUGAUCAAUGCAGGUGUUUGGCGUGACCGGAUGUGGCCUGAUGGAUGGACAGCUGUUACUGUAGAUGGAAAAUGCAGUGCUCAGUUUGAACACACUCUUUUGGUGACGGAGACGGGGGUUGAAGUUCUCACAGCACGCUUGCCAACAUCCCCCAACGUGUUCCCCUGGAUACAUUCAUAACCGAUAUCAUCCAGCCAGAUCAAUCUCAACCUAUUUUUGUGCUUUAGAGCUUUGACAAGAAGCCAGUGGUACCCGCUUCGCAUUGUCGGGGGAAUAUCAUACCUUUUUGCUGGAUUUUCUACACGACUUUAUCAAAUUGACUUGCAUUUGUAAUCUAUUGGAUUGAAAAUUUUGAUAAGAAGGUUUGUAGUUCGAAAUGUAUCUGGCUGUAGAAAGCACCUACAAGCCACUCAAAGAUCUAAGUUCUCUUUUUCUUAAGAAUCUGCUAGCGUCCGCUUUUAAUAUUGGUUUGCUUAGGAGUUAAAUGACUGUGUGCUAAUAAUACAGUCUAUGUAGAUUUAUAAUGUGAUUUAGAAAGCUCAAAGAUGCUGAUUCGAUAAUUACGUUGUUAUAAUGCACUCCCAUUACUCCUGUGUGCAGUUAUUUACA